Molecule: messenger RNA, 3769 nt
Organism: Oncorhynchus masou masou (cherry salmon)
Lineage: Eukaryota; Metazoa; Chordata; Actinopteri; Salmoniformes; Salmonidae
Gene: dnaaf2
Product: dynein axonemal assembly factor 2
Exons: 2
Coding region: 248-2569 (773 amino acids)
Biological process (GO): epithelial cilium movement involved in extracellular fluid movement; axonemal dynein complex assembly; cilium-dependent cell motility
Cellular component (GO): cytoplasm
Source: RefSeq, a predicted model, not a curated record
CUCGGCAGCUUGCUCCUGCGUUUACGCCACAACUCCGUGGUAGCCUAGUUUACAAACAACUCAAAAGUACUGAGAAACUUUACUUUUGGCAGGUUGCGAAUGAUUUGCUGUAUAAUAUCUGUUCAUAUUUCGUGUAACACCUUAAAAUCAUUGUAGUAAAGUUGUUGUUUUGUGCUGGGAUAUCAAAGCUAGCUAUAAGAGUGAAAAGACUGUGGCUACAGUAGCCAAGUUAGCUUCUCGCACCAAUAUGGAGUUCGGUUCCAAGCUCAAGGACCUGAAUAUGACACCGGAUGAAAUGGGCCGCUUCACCAAGGCUUUUCAAAAUGAGGAAUUCAGAAAGAUGCUGCACGAAUACGCAGAGGAAAUAUCAAAGCCAGAGAACAAGAAGAAAUAUGAGGAAGAAAUCAAGUUGUUAGAACAAGAGAGGGGCGUGGACAUUCAAUUUGUCCACCCCAAACCUUACCGAGCCCUGAAGACGAGUAUGGACGGUAGGCAGAAGUGCUUCAUCAAUGUCUGCAGCAAUGACAUGAUUCGUAAACCUGAGUUUAGGAGGGUAGACGAGGCUGGCAGAGUAGGGCAGCAUUGGUCACUACCCCACAGCUUGACACCUGGAACUCCAGACAGGGAUGCAAAGGGGAAUAAGUACACAAUCUAUGAUGUUGUGUUUCAUCCAGACACUAUUCACAUGGCUGGAAACAACCCAAGAUUUAUGGAAAUGGUUGACAACACUGCUGUUGAGGCUGUCGAGAAUGGGGGCAAAGUGAAGCUAGACAAAAACAAUGUAAGAGUUUUGAAAAUCAAAUACAAAGGGACACCACACGCUGCCGUCAUGCGCAAGCCCUUACCUGGUCAACCUGCCAAGGAAAAACCUUCACCACUUGACAAUCAUCUCUCGUUCCCCUACCCCGACGAAAAGCAACCAGAUACGGCAACAAAUCAAAAGGAGAGCCCUACACCGAGGGCCGAGAUUCAGUCCGACACCCAGAUCAGCCAGAGACAACAAAAUGUCAAUUCACCCAAGAAGCCAACAAAACCACAUUACACUCUAAAAUACAGAUCAUUCAUUGACUUGCAAGAUUUCAGGUGUUCAAGAGAUUCAGCUCAGAGCCCACGCCCUAAAGAGAUUGUCAUCACUAUUGAUUUGCCUUUGCUUAGAUCUGUUGCGGAUGCUGAUCUAGAUGUGACUGAAAGACUUGUUAGUUUGGAAUCCAAGAAACCAGCUUACAGACUAGAGGUGCCGAUGGCAUAUCCAGUGGAUGAAAAGAAGGGAGAGGCAAAGUUCAACAAGCAAAAGAAACAACUGGUUGUUACUUUACCUGUUCUACCUCUGAAGGAGCCAACAGUCGCUGAAGUGUCUGGCCGGCAGAUUUUCAAUGAUGAUGGUGAAGAGGAUUUUGAGAAUAGUUGUGUAAGCGCAGCACAGUCGGAAGACGCAACACGUGGAAAAGAAGAUACCCCCGACCACAACGGACUUAGCAGAGAAGAUACCCCCAACCACAGCGGACGUGGCAAAGAAGAUACCCGCGACCACAACGGACUUGGCAAAGAAGAUACCCCCUACCACAGUGGACGUGGCAAAGAAGAUACCCCCGACCACAACGGACUUGGCAAAGAAGAUACCCGCGACCACAGCGGACUUGGCAAAGAAGAUACCCCCGACCACAGCGGACUUGGCAAAGAAGAUACCCCCGACCACAGCGGACUUGGCAAAGAAGAUACCCCCGACCACAACGGACUUGGCAAAGAAGAUACCCCCGACCACAACGGACUUGGCAAAGAAGAUACCCCCGACCACAACGGACUUGGCAAAGAAGAUACCCCCGACCACAACGGACUUGGCAAAGAAGAUACCCCCGACCACAACGGACUUGGCAAAGAAGAUACCCCCAACCACAGAGGAUGUGGCAAAGAAGAUACCCCCGACCACAACGGUUGCAAUGAAGGGGACAGCUCAGAAGACGUUCACUCUGAAAAUGCCACAUCACUCCGGUCUGAAAAUCAACUAAUUUCAGUCCUGGAAGACAAGAUAGAGUUUUCUGAACAGUCUGGUGACAUUGAGGAGGACAAGCAACACAAACUGAGAAGUGUUGAAUCACACCGAGCUAAAGCUUCAGAGCCCACUGAGUUUGAUGGCAAGACUGGGUGCACUGACCAGAAUGAGGGACGGUCAGAUGACAAUAAUUUACAUGAUGAGGUGGAAACAGACCCCUCAUCCCUGAGCGAGAGAAUAGAUGACCCAUCUAACACUGCAGCAAUGGUCAUCCCAUUCAAUCUUGACCAGGCCAAAGACUGCUCAUCCCCCAAGAUCGAAGAGAUAGUUGAAAGUCAAGCUCCAACUAAGAAUAAACAGAAGACUGUGCAAUUCAGUGAGCAUGUGGAGGUGGCUCAGUCUCAGGAGGAAGAGGAGGAUGACCUGCCUGCUGAGCAGACCGUUCAGGACUGUGAUAUGAGACCACAGCAAGUACUGCUGACAGAAAUCAACCAGGAUGGACAAGAGGUGGUAAUUUGUGAUCAUACUACAUCUGCCGGUUUCGUUUUUCAAAACUCCUUUAUCUAUGACCUGGACUGAGUCUCCUGUCAAGGAACUUAUGAUACUAGAUACUAUAUGAAGUUUGUUGCUAAUUCAAUUCGUUGAGGUCUUGCGUGAAAACCUAAAAUCCUUUUAUCCAAUUGAGGGCAAUAGGAAAAAAGUAUUUAAAAAGUUUAUCUGAAUAAGUGAAUCAGUAAGACUCCCAUGUCUUCAGUAUCAAUUUCAGAGAUCUCCUUUUGAAACUAUUUGAAUAAGUUAUUUCCCAUAUACUUCUUUCUACAAAAGGGGGAAAAGUUUACAUUUAGUAUGUUUAAGCAAUAAAGCCCAUAUACCGAUGUAUAUGCCAAUCAGCAUUCAGUGGCGUACCCACCCAAUUUAUAAUUAGUUUUAUACUUACCAUUUGCUAUUAGGCCUACAUGUUGAGGGUGUGGAGAAGCUCACCAUUUGAGCAACGCUUCAACGAUUGUAAAAUGCUGUACUCAGACCAUGCCACGGGGUUCAAGUCUGCUUGACAUAUCAAAGGAUGCAUUAGUCACACCACAAAUACAAACAUUUUAAACAAUUGUUUUUGUACAUUGUGUACUACUACAAGAUGGAGCUACCUGGGGAGGCAGGUAGCCUCGUGGUUAGAGCAUUGGACUAGUAACCGAAAGGUUGCCAGAAUCCCUGAGCUAACAAGGUAAAAGAAAAUGGCAUUCUGCCCCUGAACAAGGAAGUUAACCCCCCUAGGCCAUCAUUGAAAAUAAUAAUUUGUUCUUAACGGACUUGCCUAGUUAAAUAAAGGUUUAAAAAAUAUAAAUAAAAAAUGGAAACAGAUGACAAAUAUCAUUUUAAACCUUCAGAAACUAAUUGAGACAAUGAUAGAUAUGGAUAGUUUCUUUAAUUUCCUUUCAAACUUGUACCAAUACAGUAAAAAUAAAUCAACAUUUUUUGAAUUCCACAAACAUAUAAAAAUGUUUAUAUACACAAAACACACAUUGUUUAAACAGAUAUAAACUACUACUUGUCAUUUUAGGUUUCUCAAUCUGUACCACUGAUGGUGAAACACACUUGAAUACAAAAUGUCUGAUCAGUGGUUACAUAAGAGGUUCUGAGAUGCGUGUUGGGUCCAAUGACCAAAGAGUUCAUACUGCCCUUUACAUUACAGUCUACACUGGCUGGUCACCAUUGCCUUCAGAAUAAUACCAAAAGCAUUAACCACGUUUCCAUCCGACCAUUUCAUGUGGAUUAAUUACCUAA